Molecule: messenger RNA, 3863 nt
Organism: Salvelinus namaycush (lake trout)
Lineage: Eukaryota; Metazoa; Chordata; Actinopteri; Salmoniformes; Salmonidae
Gene: zdhhc18a
Product: zinc finger DHHC-type palmitoyltransferase 18a
Exons: 10
Coding region: 486-1577 (363 amino acids)
Biological process (GO): peptidyl-L-cysteine S-palmitoylation; protein targeting to membrane
Cellular component (GO): endoplasmic reticulum; Golgi apparatus
Molecular function (GO): protein-cysteine S-palmitoyltransferase activity
Source: RefSeq, a predicted model, not a curated record
AAGAUGGCCACACCGCUUGUUGAGUAUUUAUCUAGUUAGAAAAUAAUAUAAGCUUGUCGUUAAUUGUGAAGCAAAGGACUAAAUAGUGGAGUCUGGCAGUCGCAUACAACGAACGAUUAUUUAUAUAUAUAUAUAUAUAUGUAUGUAUGUAUGUAUGUGUGUGUGAGAGACACAGAAGCUGUCUAGCUACAUUUUGGUGGCGUGUCGAUGGCUAGCUAACUAACGUUAGUAUGAAUGGGAACGCGGUCGCUGUUUUGGCUGCAAUGAGCUUGAUACUUGGCGAAAUAAAUUGCUAGAAGAAUAGUGAUAGUUAGCUAACGUUAACUGGUUUGCUUGCAUGAUCGCUUAAUGAUCUCGUAACUAGCAGAAACAUUCGAUUAACGUUAGAUAAAUACCUAACGUUAGCCAGCCCGGUGGUUAGUAAGCUAACGUAAACAGCUACUGUAGCUAGCUAACUUAAUUUGAUCACCGGACCCUUAUACAUUAUGAAAAACUGUGAGUACCAGCAAAUUGACCCACGGGGACUUUCAACACCCUCGUCAACGCAACCCUGUACCGAAAAUAAUGUGCAGAGGUCUCGGAGAAAAUGGGAAGUAUUUCCAGGGAAAAAUCGCUUUUAUUGCGAUGGACGGAUUAUUCUGGCCAGACAAAGUGGUAUCCUGCCUCUGACACUCGGCCUUAUCAUUGUCACAAGUGGCCUUUUCUUUGCAUUCGAUUGCCCAUUCCUGGUGACUCACCUGACCGUCUGCAUACCUGUGAUUGGUGGAGUGUUGUUUGUGUUUGUGGUCACCUCCCUACUGCAGACCAGCUUUACAGACCCUGGAAUCCUGCCUAGGACCCUGCCAGAUGAGGCUGCAGACAUUGAGAAGCAGAUAGACACCUCAGGUUCCUCCACGUACCAUCCCCCUCCGCGCACCAAAGAAAUCCUCAUUAACCAGCAGGUGGUGAAGCUUAAGUAUUGCUUCACCUGCAAGAUGUUCCGCCCUCCUCGGACCUCACACUGCAGCAUGUGUGACAACUGUGUGGAGCGGUUCGAUCACCAUUGCCCGUGGGUGGGGAACUGUGUGGGCAAGCGCAACUACCGCUUCUUCUACAGCUUCAUAGUCUCUCUCUCCUUCCACACCUCCUUCAUCUUCGGUUGUGUCGUCACACACCUCACGCUACGAUCCCAAGGAGGGAAUGGCUUAGUUCUGGCCUUACAGGAGAAUCCUGCCAGUGUGGUUGAACUAGUUAUUUGCUUCUUCUCCAUUUGGUCUAUUCUGGGGCUUUCAGGUUUCCAUACAUACUUGGUGGCCUUCAACCUCACAACAAAUGAAGAUAUAAAAGGCUCCUGGUCGAGUAAAAGAGGUGCAGAGGACUCUGGGAAUCCCUACACUUACGACAACAUCUUUACCAACUUCUGUGCAACGCUGUGUGGGCCCAUGCCCCCCAGUCUAAUUGACAGAAGAGGCUUUUUGCCCCCUGAAGACAUUCCACCUGCUGUUGCAGUGGACAUGGGGCGGCCCCCUUUCCUGGCCAAGAAUGACACAAACAUGGAGGAGAAUUGUCAGGGUUUUGCUCUGUCCUGCACAGCCUGAAGGGUAACUUCCUCAUGUAGAGGGUCGAUGUGCACUCAGAGAACUAAGGACCUUCUGGAGAGGGUGUUCCGCUCUCCUGAGCUCCAGGGCCUGUGGCCCCUUGGCACCCCCGAGACUGCCCCUGGCCAGGAGUUGAGAGCCAGACCAGAGUCCAGGUCCCCAGCCCCCUCCUCCUCCACUGGGCCUCCCCCCUCGAGCUGCUCAGGGUCUGCUGAUGGGCAUCUCCUCAACGGCUGUUCUGGGUACGCCAAUGGGUUUCCCCCCACGGGCUGCUCUGGUUCUGCCAAUGGGCAUCCCCCCACAGGGUGCUCAGGGUGCCAGGCCCCGUCCAUGGAAUGUCCCCCUGUGAACAGCAGCAAGAGACCCUCGCUGCACUCCAACAACCCGGCCUUCCGCCUGGCCAGUCCCUCUCCCUCCUUCACCCACAAUACCAUCAUCCUGGGAGACGCUCCUGACAUGGGCUUCAUCCCACUGCACUGAGCAGACUCAGUGGCUCCAGUAGGACUGCUUCAGAGAACAUUCCCCUUCCACACAGCUCCCUGAAACUCAUUAGUGGCUAAACUGCCAUUAACCUUUUGUAAGGGCUUUUUUUUUUAACCAUUAACUUUUUCAUGGAACGUACUGCUUCUUCUUCUGAACUCAGGACUUAAGCCAGUUUUUUCACCUGUCCUGUUGGUGAUGAAUUAGCUGGUAAACAUUAUUUCAUAGAAUGUUUUAUUCCUCAAAGGAAAGGACUCCUACUGGCAGCAAGUUAAACUUGGUAACACUGACAAGCACAGAUUUUAUACACGUUUUAUACACACUGAUUCAUAGAACAUUUGUUUCACAAAGCUUCAAGCCAUAUGUACUCACUUGGCUGGUGUUCCAGUAUAGUAACUAAGUAAGCAGCCUCUUUGCCUUUUAUGUACUCUGUUGUAUUACCUCUUAUGCAAAUCAUUCAUACACUUAUGACAGAAUAGGGGUGUGUGAGAGGGCUUUUGUUAGUGGAUAAGUAGGUUGUGGUCUACCUGGCUUCCUAUGCUCUUGGUCUUAGCUGUAGUGAAAACACCCAAGGUCUCCCAGUGUGAAAGGGCUCUGAAGUUCCACUCCCUCGUUCUACUCUACUGGCUUUUGGAUCGGCUAUGUUGUGGAUAUUGUUACGUAUGUUUAGUCCUUGGCUGCAUUUGAGACUGACUCAUUUUGAUUGGAUGAGACGAGCUAUUGUCUGUAGUGGGCUGUUUCCCAAGGUUGCUGAUGACUGACAUCGUAAUCUGUUGGACCUCUUUUUUUGUUGUUAUUUUUCUUCUACUUAGGCUCAAAGUGUUCAGAUUGAUUGUUGGCUUUAAAUUCAGACUUGUUUUUGUAUAUUUAUUUCUCACUGUGUUUAAGAGAGAGUGUGUAAAUGUGAUAGUGAAUGUCUUCUGUGUUUGAACUGACUGGUACUAGACUUUGACUGUCCAAGCUAAAUGAACAUGUGCUUUAGGGAAAGAGUUCAUCUUGAGCUUGCAUUUUUGAUUGUCCUUUAUUAUUCUAAUUUAAGCACUGAUCCAAAUACAGAUCCAAUACUGCCUGCUGAGUUUCUGGUGUUUUGGAGGCCUGGUUAAUACAUUUUGACACAAUGUUAACUGUUCAAUUAACUUGCUAAGGAUAUUGAAAUGUGACGCCUGGUUCCCUCUUUUUCCUCAUGUAUUUUUACUGUAAUGGCACAUGUUGUUUUUUCAUAGAAAAGUAAGGUACAGAUUAAUAAUGUUAUAUGUAACGGUUUACACCAUGUUUGAAGCACAGAACAUCUAGAAGUGUAAGAUGAUACCGCUUGCAGGCAAUUCCUUGAAGUGAACUUUGCCUGUGCUGCUAGUGGCAUGAAACCAUAUAUCCCUUGGACUGGUCGUUUAUCAUAGACUACUAUCUGUAACGUGACAUUACACUGAAGGUAAUGCCGUUGGCCACAAGGGGGUGUUAUUUUCUUCCACAUAACACCUUUUAUUAUGUUCUAGGUACCUUUUUAUAGACUAGAGCAAUUGGGGUAGGUCCAUUGAUGCCUACUUUUCCUUCAAUAUACUUAAAUGAACUGUGCGUAGUUGUGGAGGACCGCUGUGUGGUAGUCAACCAUUUGUGUAUUCGUACAUUUGAAACCUUAUAACUAGGUCGGUUGGAUCAAAGAUGUUCAGCGCUCCUACAACUGUUAUGACUAUAAGCUGUGCUUGUACUAUUAUGGGCUGUUUGAUUUGGUUUUGUAGCCUGUAGAUCAUUUCUGUGAGGAUUAAAUGGAGGAACUGUACCAUUGUUCAUUAAAAGUCAUUAGCUUUC